Messenger RNA from Tachysurus fulvidraco (yellow catfish), 2792 nucleotides. It is a transcript of the gene abcb6b, whose product is annotated as ATP-binding cassette, sub-family B (MDR/TAP), member 6b. Bases 253 to 2193 code for a protein of 646 amino acids. Gene Ontology annotation, molecular function: heme binding; ATP binding; ATP hydrolysis activity. The transcript has 18 exons. Gene Ontology annotation, cellular component: membrane. Gene Ontology annotation, biological process: transmembrane transport; heme transport. NCBI's taxonomy places the organism in Eukaryota, Metazoa, Chordata, Actinopteri, Siluriformes, Bagridae. The record is from RefSeq and is a predicted model, not a curated record.
ACAUCACGUGACCAGAUAUCGAGUCAUAUGAGCCAGAAGCCGCAUGCCAACAGGGAGCUGUUUCACCGCAAAGCCUGUUAUGAUCUCUGUUAAAGGUUCAUUAUAACUUGUUUUGGAAGGCAAAAUGGUACCAAAUACGUUAGAACCUGUUGUUCCGUUUAAACUAACUGGGCUCAGUGCUUGUAGCAGUUGAGCUUUUAGCUUCGUGCUAAUAAUAAUGAUUCUGGUUAGUUAGAUAAACACAGCCAAGAAAUGACGAGCAAAAGUAAGAAGACUGAAGCUAAUUCAGCAGAGUUUACAUUAUGUGUGGAGCCUGACAGUGACAAGCAAGCUCAGGUAAGAGUUGUGUCCCAGUCUAAAUGGCAAAGCUGGAUAAGAAAAGUGACUCUGCUAGUACCGUACAUGUGGCCUCGGUCGAGCACCUCACUACAGGUUCUUGUCUUCCUGUGUGUCUGCCUCCUGAGCCUGGAGAGACUCAUCAAUGUGUUAGUGCCUGUCUACAGCAAAAACAUAGUAAAUCAGUUAUCAGAAAAGGAGAAUUGGAGAAGCCUAGCAACCACUGUGUGUAUCUAUGUCCUUCUGAAGUUCCUACAGGGUGGGGGAGCAGGGACAUCAGGCUUUGUCAGUAACAUGCGUUCCUUCCUGUGGACACGUGUUCAGCAGCACACCAGUCGCACUGUGCAGCUGGAGUUGUUUGCACACCUGCAUGCCCUGUCUCUGCGCUGGCACCUGGGCAGGAAAACAGGGGACGUUCUGCGCAGCAUCGACCGUGGCACAGCCUCCGUCAGCCACCUAUUAGACUACAUUGUGUUCACCAUGCUGCCAACUAUAGCUGACAUCGUCAUUGCCAUCGUUUACUUUGUGUCUUAUUUUAACGCCUGGUUCGGCCUCAUCGUCUUUAUCUGCAUGUUCCUUUACCUCGUACUGACUAUAAUCAUCACAGAGUGGAGAACCAAGUACAGGCGUGAAAUGAACACACAGGACAACAAUGCCAAGUCCAAGGCUGUAGAUUCACUACUCAACUUUGAAACUGUAAAGUACUAUAAUUCAGAGAGUUAUGAAGUCAGAUGCUUUGAGGAUGCUAUCAUAAAAUAUCAGACCUCAGAGUGGAAGACAAAUGCCUCUCUUGCCCUGCUAAACCAAACCCAAAACUUGAUCAUAGGCUCUGGUCUGCUUGCUGGAUCUCUGCUCUGUGCGUACUUUGUCACAGUGGACCAGUUCCAGGUUGGGGACUAUGUUCUGUUUGGGACCUAUAUUGUCCAGCUUUACAUGCCUCUCAACUGGUUUGGCACAUACUACAGGAUGAUCCAGAGUGCUUUUGUAGAUAUGGAGAACAUGUUCGAGCUCCUAACUGAGGAGAAAGAGGUGAAAGACGAUAUAAAUGCAGGAGAUCUGUUGUGUAUUGAAGGCAGAGUUGAUUUUCAAAAUGUAUGUUUCAGGUACACUGCAGGGAAAGAAAUUCUCAGAAAUGUCUCCUUCACAGUGAUGCCUGGUCAAACAGUAGCCCUGGUUGGACAAUCAGGGUCAGGCAAAAGCACCAUCAUCCGGCUUCUUUUUCGUUUUUAUGAUGUGCAAGAAGGCUGCAUCCUUGUUGAUGGUCAGGACAUCUCAAAGGUGAAACAGAGCUCUCUCCGUACUUACGUUGGAGUGGUCCCUCAGGAUACCGUUCUGUUCAAUGACAACAUCCGGGAGAACAUUCGUUACGGCCGGGUCACUGCCACUGACCAGGAAGUGGAAGAUGCCGCCUUGGCUGCUGACAUCCACCAUAAGAUUCUGUCCUUUCCAGAUGGCUAUGGCACUCAGGUGGGGGAGAGGGGCCUCAAGCUAAGUGGGGGUGAGAAGCAGAGAGUGGCCAUUGCUCGCACCAUCCUCAAAGCCCCCCGAAUCAUUUUACUAGACGAGGCCACCUCUGCUUUGGACACACAAACAGAACGCAACAUCCAGGCCUCGCUUACCAGAGUGUGUGCAAGUAGGACAACUAUUGUGGUGGCACACAGGUUAUCCACUAUAAUUGCAUCGGACCUGAUUCUGGUCCUGCACGAAGGCCAGAUUGUGGAGCGUGGAAGACAUGAGGAGCUGCUGGCCAUGCAUGGACUUUACUCAGCCAUGUGGCAAAAACAACAGCAGCAGCAGGAUCUAGAACCUGGUUUUUCCUCAGAUACAGAAACAAAAGAGCAGCAAGAUGGUAAAUGAUUGAGGUACAGGAAAAAAUGAAGGAUCCAAAGAUUGAAAUAUGUCAGGUGACUGGGCAGAAGAAAAUGUUCAAGGAACUUUAAGAGCUUUCACUGCUAGGAACAAUCUUUUUAUUUAAAUUUUUUUUAAAGGAUUAAAAGUUUAAAUCCUUCUAACAUGUAUAUUAAAUGUGUAAGACAUUUACAUUAAGCAAAAGCAAAGCUGUACUCUUGUGUGUUUAAUCACUGCCUUCUCAGGGACCAGUUUUCACCAAGCUCGUGUCAUCAACUGUGUAACUAUGAAUUGCCUGUAAAGUAGCGAUCCAACUACUAACAACCAUCAUGUCUGAGAUUUGCGGUUGAGAGAGGUAUUUGUUUGCCUUGUGUAAAGUAACUGAAGUAUUAAAGAAACUAGAUAAAGAUAACUUGUUGAAACAAAUGCAAUCAUUAUAGUUAUAGUUGAAAAUAAUUUAUUCAACAUGAACCUUUUCUUUCAGUAAAUGGUGUGACCCACAUGAGGAACACCUUCAAACAAACCUUUCUGGUAGCUGGUGAUCAAUACUGUACAAUGUGUUGUGGGAAUUUUGGCCUAUUCCUCCUUUAAAAACUGCUUUAAAUUUG